UAAUGCAUGUGGACGACGAAAUGCUCGCUUCUCAGCUUGGGCAUCCACUGCCAGGUAUGGCACCACCAUCACACCAUCAGAUUCACGGUCUAAGCGACAAGCAGCGCACCGAAAUGCUUGACAUUCCAACGAAGAAAGCGAAAGGUCUCGAUGAAACCUCUGCUUAUCAGAUCGAAUACCAGCGCUACCAAUCGCUUAUGUACGCGCACUGCGCGCAGCAGCAGCGCGUUGGCUCAAUGUCUGCGUUCAGGCCAUGGGCACCGAAACCCUUCCUGCACCCGGCUGCUACAUAUAACGCGGUGGCGGCGUUCUCCACAUUACCUUAUCUAAGUCAAGAACCACCAGUGUUGCAGAAUCCGGAAAGAGUAGUGCGCAGCACAGACCGUGAACGCUUCGAACGCACCUACCAACCAAAUGUGGCGCUUGUGCCUCGUAAAUGUAUUUUGGCGAAGGAAAGGGAGAAGGAGCAGCGUGAGUACAAAGAACGGGAAAGAGAUCGUGAACGUAUCGAGCGGGAGAGAGAAGUGGUGGAACGAAUGCGGGAGCGCGAACAGGAGCGUAAGUUGGAACGUUCUAGAGAGCGGGAACAGACGCGGGAACGGGAACAGCGUGAGCUAGAGCGAGAGCGAAGAGAGCGUGAAGUGCAACAUAGACAGCAACAUUUGUUGCAGCAACAAAAUCUGCAUCAGGAACAACAAACGCUACAAGAGCAGGUGACGCUUUCGAAUUUGUGCGCAACUGAGGUUCAAAUAAAACAAGAACGUGCCAAUACACCAAACGAGACUCCCCAGUCCCCACCCCUUGACAAUGCCAAUGGUGGCGACGAGGAGACUACAGAUCGACGCGGUAACGUACCCCUUGACGAGGACACCACAUUGCCCAUGAUAUCGUCCAUGUCGUUGAAAAUGAGUCAGCAGCAACGAAAAAUGCCAAGCAAUAAUAACACGGACAUCAAUCACAGCAACAGCAACAGUAACAGUAGUAGCAGUCAUAGUGAUUUAGAUACUACGCAGCAACAGCAGCAGCUGCAGCAACAACAACAACUGCAGGAGCAGCAGCAGUCACAACCGCGGCGACACUCGCUUUAUACCUCAAACUCUUCCGCCUGUUCAACAUCAUCGACGAAAUCAACAACGCCGCCACAGCAACAGCUACUGUCCGCGCACCUGCCCCCGCCACAACAGUACCAACAACAACAACAGCAGCAACAGGAGCAGCAAAGGCAUAUGCAGUAUUUACCGCUGCAACAACAGCAGGCCUGCCUUCGUCAAUCGCCCCGCACGUUUCCAUCAUCGCCUACAGAUACGCACAGCUCCGAAGAAUUUUCGGGCUCGAACGAAAUCACAUCUUCCACGUCCCCCGCCCCGUGUAAUGAGAACAAAUGCAUAAGCCGCGAUCACGCGCCACAUCACACCCAUACUCAGCAAUCAAAACGAGAGCAAAAAGCGCAAGCCCUCAUUGCAACAGUUAAUCAGCAUGCCAAACUUCUCCCGACGCCGAUAUCAGCAACCUUUACUGCCAGCAAUAAUAGCAACAGCAACAACAACAACGAAUUACAAAGCCGAAUUCGCAUAAGUAAAAACUUAAUCAAUCGGGCGAAUAUAAUUAGAUCGCCUACACCUCCACCACCACUACCUCCAAUAUCCGCAUUAGCCCAACUCCAUCCGCAGCAAGAGCAGCACCGCCCACAACAACGACAACAGCAACAACCCCAGCUGCAAAUAUUGCAACAUCACCAACAACAGUAUGAAUACUACAAGCAAAACCAUCGACUUUUUGAUCAGAAACGACAGCACCAACAAAUGUCAUCAAUACAACACCAACACCUCAUUAUGCGUUCCCAUCAUCAUUCACAGCAAACGCAACAUUCGCCUUCACCCUCACAGUCUUCCACUUCAACCGGGCUGAACCUGAGCACCCACUCCACAAAAGCGACAAUGCAGUCGCCGGCAUCAGAUGUACAAAUUCAGAAACAAUCUCAACAGCAACGUUCACACAACAGUCUUCCGUACGUCGGCUCCGAAUUUGAAUUGUCAACAGACACAGACGAUGACAGUGUGAGUGGGGAAGCGGAUAGCAGCAAUAUUUUGGCGCCUUGGGACUUAGCUGUUGAAGCGUUGCGUGAAACCAGACCCAAGGAACGAGAACGCGUUCUCGGUUUGCUCCGGAAAUUGUUGCAUGAAAAUCAACAAAUGCGUUACAGCAAUCUUCAACUCAGCGAAAUGGUACACAGGCGCGAUACUAUGAUCAGAGAACUCCGAGAGCAGCUACAAACUUGCCGACAUCACAUGCAAAUGCUCAGUUUGCAGCAAGAGAUUCCAGUGCAGACGAAUGGAUUGCACCACAGCGAGAGUUUUCAAGACGAAGAUAUGCAAAAAUCGCUUUCGCCGGCGGAAUGUCGCUAUUUAGAUAACCAUACCGAAACCAAAGAUCCUGCCACCAAUGAAAAUUGUGCUAAUGUAAGGAAUGUUCUGAGUCCGGCGGAGGCCAGUGGGAAAAAGAACCUAAGUCAAUCCGAAAAUGACAUGCUAAGUGAGAGUGAGGAUGAAAGGGAAAUUAUCUGCAUUCGUAAAGGAAGCGAUGAUGAUAACGACAACGGAAGUGAUGCAGAAAGUGAGAAUGAUGCUGCUGACGACAUCCGAAAUGAUGUCGACAUGCGGGAGAAUACGGAUAUUGCCAGGAAUAAUAGAAAUGACUUAAAGGACGCUGACAUAAGCACACAACCGCAGGUGAAACGUUUAAGGAUCGAAAGUGGCAGCGAAAGUAUUUGCAGUUUAAGCCGAAAAGUUAAAGCUAUGGCUCGAAGAGACGAUUACCCAUCGCACCAAACUCAGCAUAACAGUUCUAUUGACUCCGAAGAUGAAACACCGAAGCCCAAUGCUCAGAGGGGUGCAAUAAUGAAUAUAACCGACGAGAGCUCGAAUGCCAAAAAUAAAGAAUACACACAAAUAAACAACAACAAUGGCAUUGAAGAUGAAGACGAAGAAGAGGCUACCCGCUUUACAGUCAUAAACGGCAGCGGCACUGAUACGAACACAUCCGAUGAUAGCGGAGACGAAAACAGCCUUCACCCUAUGCGCUCGCUUGCGGGCGAAACUGAUGCACAGGCACCUCACAGCAGUGCGUUAGCUACGCCACCAACCGCAACCACGCCACUGUCGCCUCAUUCUGCUGCAACUGCUGGACAGUUGUUCGACAGCAGCAAUAGUAGUGACGAAUCGUCCAUGAAGAAGGCGCAAAUGUCAGCAUCCGACGCGCUUGCCAAAAUAACUGAAUCUGUUGACGAUGGUAACGAGGCAUUAAGACUAAAAGAAAAUGCGAAAUCUGACAAAGUCGAAGACGACCAAGAUAGUGUCGGUGCGGAGGCAGAAACAAGUGAUGACACUGGAAAUAUGAAAGCAAGUAAAUUUGUCAUCAAUAAAGAGGAAUACUGUACGCGUGACGCACGAUACGCUGCCAACUCACGUGAAGCACACAAAACACAAGGUUGCGACGAUCAAAAUUUCGACGACAACAUCAAAACCAGCACCACUGACAUUGGUGUCGAACAGAUGCCGCGCAUACCACUGGCAACGAAAGCCAGCAAAAAACAAACGCCAACAACGAACGUCGAGUUGCGGAUCAAAAAGGAAAUAAUUUAACCAUUUCAAAGCACUAAAGGCCGAACUCGCGGUAUUGGCGGUUCCCAUCACAGGACUCAUUGAGCCAUGCACACAAGACGAAAGACCCUUCCAUGCAUACAUACAUACAUAUACUCACAUGUACAUGCAAUAUAUGGAUGCAUAUGUAUGUAACUUAACUGUUCCCUACGAGGCCGUUUACUACCCCAAGCACACAGUUUCUCAAGUGCAUCGCAAUCGCUCCAAAUCUAUUAAACUCCUAUGCUUAUGCCGUAUGUAAGCUGCACUCUACGAAAGCUGGCAUAAUGUUUUUAAAGCUUACAGCAAGAACAACACAAAUUAGGAAGUAAUUUAAAAAAAAUUUUAUUGACUUAAUGUAGGUUGCAAGAUUAAAUAGAAGGCACCACAAGAAUUAUGAAUGCUAACAUUUUCACAAUACGAAGAGAACAUACAUAUAUACGGAUGGAGUCAUAAUUUAUUCUCCCUUUUGAUAUGCCACUGAAAUUUGCAAAACUAACGGUACAUUAUUAUUAAUAUUACUAUGUAUCAAGCAUAAAGUACACAUGCAUAUAUACUAUGUAUGUAUGUAUGUAUGCUUUGAAGAAUAAAACACAAUAUUUAAAGAAAACCAGGGCAUAACAGUUACGCGUCUCAUAACAAACACUUUGCUCUAUAAUAGCUAUUAGAUAAGAAAUGCUUUUUACUUCGCCAAUAGGAGUUACAUCCCAACAUUUAACAUAUUUUUUAAAUUGCUGAUUGCUGAUAUCUAACGACUGGUGCGCUUUGCUAAACUCGCCUAAAACGCUUAAGCGUCCUCAAAAGUGAUAGUAUCACCUUCAAAGUACAUGAAACAUUAUUUUCGGUAUAGCCAGCAGAGUCGUCUUCGAUUGUUCGAUUACUUCUUUCGGCUGUUGAAACGUUAAACUACGUUCCCGAUAAUCGUUUUUCGACUCGAUCAAACAGAAAAAAACGCAGAGAACCAUAUCAGGUGAAUUCUCUAACUUUUGUAUGCUAUAAUUCUUCGUUCUUGAUAAAAAAUGCACGGAUAAUGAUGGCACUGUGGUUUUCCCACAAAUAAUUUCUUUUUUGCGAAUUGUCUUACGUACACGUCUCUAACGCCCAUAUUAACUGGCAGAAAUUCGUGGUGUACAAUGCCGUUGUAAUCCAUAAAAAUCAUAAGCAUCGCUUUCCUUUUUGACAGAAAACGACGUGGGUUUUUUGAUCUUGGUUCAUUCGGAGCUCUCCACUUAGUCGCCUGAUAUGUGAAUUGCGUACUCAUAACUCUCGAUUAAUCUCCAGUAUUAAUGCGUUUGAUGAUUCGGAAAUCAUGUCUUUGGCGAUAUGAACGCAUGAAAUUCAAGUAUUUUGGGGCCAACUUUGCAGCAACAUGGUGCAAACCCAAAUCAUUAGCUACAAUGUCCUGGACGCAUCCAUAAACAAUGUUCAAGUCCUCUGUCAGCUCUCUGAUGGUCUGAUGUUAAAUGAGUUGAACCAUUAAGUAAGAGUAUCAUGGAGUCACAGCCUCAGUACUAGCACCCGGUCGUACUGCGUCUGGCACUCGUUCCUCGAGGUUGUCCCAUUUAUUUCGAUUUCUGAUUGUUGAAAACCGAACGAAGGGUGCAAAAAAUGCCUUCGCAUGAUAGAUAGAUUUGUAUGUAGGUAUGUAUUAAUGUAGAGAUGUGGAUACAGAUUGGCAAUGUACAAAGUAUUUCCCAUCAAAUAAUUGUUACGAAACAACUUUUUCGUUAAACUUCGGAAUUCGGGCAACGUUUGCAAUUUAUAAAUGCGAGAUAACUGUUAUUUUUGGUCCCUGAAGAAAACAGUACAAUUGUGCAUGCGAGUAAAUUUCGUUUCAAACAGCGAAAAUUAUGAAUUGUGUACGAAGACACAUAAUAUGUUUGUAUAUAUUUAUAUGGUAGUUGUUUAUGUAUAUAUAUAUUGGUUAAAUAUUGAAUUGAAAUUGUUCAAAAGUUGUAGUCAGUGAUGAGGUAGAGCUACAUCCGGUUUGCGAAAUUCUUUGCUUCGGUUAAUGCAAAUUAAAACAGCCACACCAACCGACUUAGGUGGCCACCAUUAAUGUCAAAUCAUGUAUGUAUGAAUAUGCAUAUAUAAUAUACAUAUAUGUAUAUGUAUAUAUUUUCUUUUUCUUUUGAUAAGUUAAGGAGUGUUAGAAAAUGUUAUAUAAAAUAAAAUUCAAUCAAUUAAAUUCUAAGUGAAAUACUAAAAAAAGAGACUUAAAAAUGUGACAAAGAUCGAACGCCAACAAAUAAAAUGAUUAAAUGAGUGGGAGACAUUUAAUGUACAUACGGACAUAAGUGUAAUUCAAAAAUUCAGUUUCGUUUCCUUUUUUAUGUUUUUUUGGUUUGGCUUUAGUUUUUUUACCCGCUUGGUUCUUAUUCCUGUUGAAUUGUUCAAAAAGUUUUCAAUUUGACAAAAUCAGUCUAUGCAUGCCGGAGCUAUAACAAACCGAAUUAUUGCUUGAUCUAUCCAGGAUGCUUGGGUAGGUGACAAAUACUACAAUUACGCACAUAUGACUAUUUUCACGGUGCAUAUUUUUGUAUGUGUUCUAUGAUUUUCCUUCGCCUUUACCACCUUUCAUCUUCAGAGUCUUUCUAAAGAUUUUUUUUUUGUUUUUUCUUAAAAACGUGAGGAAAAUUUUGGAAAAAUUCUUUGUGAUCUACCAUUUAUCUGGACUUUCUAAACUAACUCUGCUCAAUUACAACAACAUGAACACAAAAGAAAAGAAUAUUUAUUCACUGAAACCAAAGCUUUAAAAGGAAUUAAAAAUAUUAUAUAAUUUAAGAUAUGCGUGAUGAAUAAAUAUUUGUAGGUGGCACUUUUGUUCAUUUAGUUUUUAUUUGUAUGUUACGCCAUUAGGUUUUAGCUGAUAACUCUAUAAUUAGAAUUUGUAACUUAUAAAAAAGGAAGUAAAUUUAAAAAUUUGUACAAGCAAGAAUGUAUAGGAAGCAGGAUAUACUUGCAAGUGCAUACGCAUAUGAACUUACACACAUAGGUACAUGCGUACACAUUCAUGCAACGAAGCGUAUAUGCGUUUAUAGGGUUUUCCGAUAGCGGCGGUUCGAAAUGGAGUGAAAUACAUUCAUGCGCCAUCAUUCAUGCAGCGGAGCGUAUAUGCGUUUAUAGGGUUUUCCGAUAGGGGCGGUUCGAAAUGGAGUGAAAUACAUUCAUGCGCCAUCAUUCAUGCAGCGGAGCGUAUAUGCGUUUAUAGGGUUUUCCGAUAGGGGCGGUUCGAAAUGGAGUGAAACAAACUGCACGUGACGUAUUAAUAAAAUAUUUGUUUGAGGUAAAAGAAAUCCAUUAUUAUUGCGUAAAAUUUCGAUGGUUUCUGUGAUUUUAUCGACGCUUUCUUUAACAUCAAAACUGCCUCAACGCAAAUUGUAAUUAGCUGUUACAGUAUCGGCCCCAUAAACACCAUUCACAAUUUUAGCGGCUUGCAAUUUCGCCUUUGUGCAAGAAAAACUGUAAAAUGUAAGAAAUUUCCUGUUUGCUGACUUCGAUUUUUAAAAUCCUGUAGCUCACAACUGAAUGAAACAAAAUAAUUUUUUAAGUGUAUAAAAACCGAGCAUAAACUUCAAGUUGUUUGAUCCAUACUUUACGAGAUGCCGCUCAUGGCCGGCACAGAUGCCGAAAUAUGGCCGGCACACCAGUUAAGAUCGAGCCGUCCCUAUGUUCCCAUUUUAAAAUAAAGAGAGUGAAGGUUGAUAUGGAUUGGGUGUAUUGGUAAACUCCUGCCCCCAAGACUUUAGCGGGGUUAACAGCACAGCUAAACGUACAUACGACAAAUAGUUAAAGCUCUUGUACAUCUCUGUGGUUUUGAGUUUUGAAAGAAUAAAUCGCAUAUUACGAGUAUAGGGCGAAACGACUUUGCGGUGUGAAAAUUAUACAAAAGCUUUGAAAACAAUUAGAUUUUAAUGAUUUUGCACGUUUGAUUCUUAAAAUUGUUAGAUAUUUAAAAGUAAAUUUAAGUACAAUAGAAUUUUUACAAACGCAUACAUGUACGUGUAUGCACAUAUGUACAUAUAUUUGUUUUUAUUACAGAAACAAAAACAAGCCAGAUAAACCCACCAGUUAAAUUAUAAACGAGUUCUUUUUGAAGGAUGCAAAUAAUAAAAUGCAAGUAUAUUUUUUUAUUCAUUGAAAGGUAAAGAAACAUACACACGCACGUACGUACAGGCGUGCGGGUAUAAGAAUUAUUAUGAACUCAUAAUUUGUAGGAGCGUCCAACUUACUUAUAUUUACAUACAUAUACACACGUAUUAAUAGGCAUGUACUGCACACAUACAAACACACUAUUUGGUUUGAUGUUCAAUUACGUUUAAUUUAAAUUUAAUGUAAAAAUUGCUCAUAGUUUUUUAGAAUUGAUUUUAAUAUUUAUUUUAGCAUUAAAACGCUGAUAUGCCUAAAUUCUAUUGAAAUGUAAAUAUUUGUUGUGUUUUUUUACAUCUAAUCUGAAAUUUCUUCCUUUUGUGUGUCUUCAUCACGAUUGCCACUCUGUCGUUGAUUUUUAUAUUUCUAAUAUACCUACUUUGUUGCCUCUUGAUAUUUUGACCAAAUUAAUAUUAAUUUAAAAAUUAAAAUAAAUUUAGAAAAUUGAGUGUGAUUUUGUUUUGUUCAAAAAGCAAAGAAAAAAAAAACAAAUUGUAACGAUUUCUAAAAUCAAAUUAGGUUUAUUAAUAAAAAAGUGUAAAAAUAUAAAGAACCAUAUAAAUUAGUUUCAAAAACGCCAGAAAGGUGCAAAAAACAAUUUUGUUAUAUAUUACAUACAUACAUACAUAUGUAUGUAAUUUAUGAGAGAAGUAAUUACGUACGUACAAUUUACGCUAUCGCAGGAAUGAUUGGGAACGAUCGGAUUCUAGUGAGCUGACAAAGAUAGCACAACCAUCUUAAAUCUAAUAUUUAAGUUUCACGUUUUAUAGCAGAUCGUGCAUAUAAUUUUGUAAAUUGUAAAAAUGAAACAAGAAAUUAGUAACCUAAAAUCUAUAAUGUUAAAGUUGGAGAAGGACUUAUCCAAAGUCUGUAUGACUACAAAAAUGCUGUAGAAGCAACUCAAUAUGAAAUAAUAUGGAACAUACAAAGUUUUAAACUUAUGCUACUGUAAACAUAAAGAGAAGUUUCAAAUUUUCUGAAAAUAAAAUGCAAUCAUUUAUAAACAUUUUUGUGUUUUAUUUUAUUUUGUCAAAAACAUUAUUUUUCGUUUUGUUUCUCUUAGGUUCUCAAUUUUAAAAUCGCCCGCUACGCGCAAAUGGAAACUUACGAGUAAAAGGGUGUGGGCAUAAUACUACAAUAUUAGGUCUGUUGAUGUAAAAAUUAGCCAGUAACUUAAUUUGCAAGAAUUCGCACUCAAAGAGAAAAAUGUCGAAAAAGUACAUGAACGCAAAACCAGCAACAAUUUGCAAGUUUUACGAACAGCUGAUUAAAUUCUGGGCGGGAAAAAUUAUUAUAAAUUAAAGCAAAAAAUUAAAAAUUUCUUCAAUUGAGCUACCUUGUAUUAAAUUUAAAAAAUAUAAAGCGAUAAAAAUGCAAAAUAAAGAGCUUAGCAUUACAUGAUUUUGUCCACUUGUCCAUUUGUUUCAUUUACUCCUCGUUAUCAGCUGAUUAACAUUCCAUUAGCAAUGGUAUUGUUGUGGCUAACACAGCUCUCUUCAUGUGUAUGUGUAUAUGUGCAUAUUGCCAAACUAGUUGAUAACCAAGAAGUAAAAGCAUAAACACAAAAGAUACCUUCAAUGCUAACGAUUUGUAUUGCGGAAACUGCAGCGACGGUGACUGGAGGCUGUAGUCAUUGUACAGAUCCAUAAGUAAAAACACCUUCAGCUGGUUGUCAAAAAAUGCCCACAGCUGAGAACACCUGAUUGCGAAACGCGCUUUUAUGUAACAUGGCUAUUACGUAAAUAUAUUAAAAAUAUCUGUUAUUGUAAAUUUUGUAAGUCAAAGAUAUUAUUUUAUAUUUUUUGUCGAUACUCGCUUGUUUUUAAUGUUACCAUAAAAAUUCUAAUUUGGCAAAACCGCCAAUACGUACAAGUGAAACGACCAAGCACUGACACCAUCACACACUUGACUGCCUGUCAAACUCACACCAAGGGUGCCCGCCAACAAUAGGAAGAAGAAGAGUGUUUUUACUUGAAUUUUUGUGCAAUGACUGUCGUUCAGAAGUGCAUACCUCUAUAUCAUUAGCCGAUUCCUAUUUAAUAUAUGACUUCAAAUAAACUUUAUAAAAUUGUUCUAAAAUAAAUUCACUUACAUUCUCUAUUCUAAUCACAACUUUUAUUUAAAGUUAGAACUUGAGUCAGUUCGCUAAUUUGAAUUCGUGUUUAUUUUUACUUUGCGAUCUGCCGUUCUUCUCACUUGCAAAUUCUUACAAAUACAAAUGUAUCCAGUAAAAAGUUGCAACUUCCCCUCAAAAUGAAAUGCCAAGUGAGAGAUCCCCUACUUUGCAAGUGUUUUGGAUUCACGAACACCAACAAUUGUGACAUUAUUUGCUUCAUGAACAGACCUUUGAUAAUUUCAACGCAUAUUUGAGUUCAUUUUUUUCCAGAAAGUUUGUUAGUCGAACACAACUCCUAACCGAGCGAACAAUCAUUUAAUCAUGCGAAAAACUUUAAUCCAGGUUAAAAAUAGUUAAAAUACAUACACCAAUAUUAAGAAGCACGGAAAUGUGCAUAAGAAAAAUAAAGGAAACCUAAUCUAAGACCAUAGAAAUCCACGACGUCAAGAUUUAGGCUAAACGCAAAACAUUAACGUUUAUAAGCAUACUCAAUCACACAUUUCUUCAUUAACAUUUUUUUAUAACGCUUAUUGCCAUUUUUAUAUUCCCGAAAGCGAACUUUCGUGACCCAAAAAGCAAGUAUUAAUGUUUAAAUUGUUAAAGGGCAAAGUGCCACUAAAAAUAUAUUAAAUAUAAAUGCCAAAGACCUCUAACAACAAAUUAAGCAGGGGGAAUCGUUAAACAAAAAUAUGAUCAAUAAAUAAAAACUCAAAAGUUAUGUGUCUGUAACUUUUUCAUUUCCGAUUAAGAAAAAUACUCGUAAUUACUAUAUGAUAUUAAACAGACAGCUAGCGAAUCGAAUAGGGUUUUGUCUGCGUUAAGAUUUUCAUUGUACGCGUACAAUUUGACUACUCAAUAAUUAAUAAAAACAAAAGAUGUACAAAUACUCAAAACUCAAAGAAACAUAACCAAACAAUAAAAUAAUUAUACUUAACAAAGUAAUGGUUAAUGAUGAACACAAAAUCAACUUAUCUUCAACGUUAAAAAGAUUCAUAUUGCAUAGUGAAUAAUAUACAAAAUAUGUAUGUGCAUCUACAUUCUGUAUUAAUGAACGUAAAUUAGCAUACAAAAUAUAUCUACAAACAAUCCCCGUAAGACGAGUAACCGUAGGCAAGGAGAAUAUUUCAUAACAGUGUAAUAAUAAUAAUUAUUAAAGAUGAAUUUUUGAAAUGUACAAGACAAUGCAACCAAUUAAUAAAUAAAGAAAAGUAUUACAAUAAAAUUACUAUAAAACAAAUAUGAAACGAGUGUUUGAAUUCUCAGUGUGU
This is a messenger RNA of Anastrepha ludens (Mexican fruit fly), 11171 nucleotides long. Its product is annotated as putative mediator of RNA polymerase II transcription subunit 26. NCBI's taxonomy places the organism in Eukaryota, Metazoa, Arthropoda, Insecta, Diptera, Tephritidae. Bases 3 to 3641 code for a protein of 1212 amino acids. The transcript has a single exon. The record is from RefSeq and is a predicted model, not a curated record.